This is a messenger RNA of Amphimedon queenslandica, 868 nucleotides long. Its product is annotated as gamma-aminobutyric acid type B receptor subunit 2-like. Lineage: Eukaryota; Metazoa; Porifera; Demospongiae; Haplosclerida; Niphatidae. Gene Ontology annotation, cellular component: G protein-coupled receptor heterodimeric complex; membrane. The annotation marks the transcript as partial. The transcript is spliced from 5 exons. Gene Ontology annotation, biological process: G protein-coupled receptor signaling pathway; gamma-aminobutyric acid signaling pathway. The record is from RefSeq and is a predicted model, not a curated record. Gene Ontology annotation, molecular function: G protein-coupled GABA receptor activity.
GGUCACUAAACUCUCCAAUGUUAAAAUAAAUGUAGUCCUUCUCUUUGGCUGCACUGUGCUAUACUCCACUGGCCCACUGUACACUAACUCAUUCAGUGGCUUCAAUGAAACACUGCAACAAUCAGUUCUAUGCAAUUUCAGAGUUUGGGUUUUUUCUAUCGGGUACAUGCUCUCAUUCACAGUUAUAAUGGCCAAAGCUUGGAGAGUAUAUUACACUUUUAACAAUGAAAAUAAAAAUGUUAAAGAUUGGAUGCUGUAUCUCAUAAUACUGAUACUAUCAGUAAUUGAUGUCUUUAUUAUAUUCGUUGAAGCAGUUAAUCCUCAAACUAGAAUUAAUGCUAAAAUACUUUAUGAUGGACAAAUAAUCACUGAGAACAGCACAGUAGUGAAGGAAUAUUACUUUGAAUGUACAAGGAACAAGAUUAUAGUGGCCACAUCAUUGAGCUACAGAUCAUUCCUUCAGUUGAUGUGUAUCUUCUUUGUUUAUCACACAAGAAGAGUUGAAGUCUCAGCACUCAACGAAGCCAAACAAACCUCAGUCAUUAUAUAUACUAACAGUAUCUUCAUGGUACUCUCUGGAGUGAUUCAGUUUACACUUGAUCAUGAGAUAAAUUCAGUUUUGAUACCAGUAUUACUAAUACUCCAACCAACACUGUUUCUAGCAAUGAUAUUCAUACCCCUGUUGCUAUUAAUAUACAUUGGGGAUCGUUAUUUUGCUAAAAGUGAGAAUGAAGGACAUUCAAACAAUAUCAGUUCAAAUGAUGAGGAAAAUACACAAAUGAAUAAAAAGGAAACGACAGCAAAACUACAAGCAAGAAUCAAAGAAUUGGAAAAUGAAGUAACUGAAAUGUCAAUGACAAUGAGACGA